Molecule: messenger RNA, 2275 nt
Organism: Rubroshorea leprosula
Lineage: Eukaryota; Viridiplantae; Streptophyta; Magnoliopsida; Malvales; Dipterocarpaceae
Source: the annotation of a GenBank genome assembly
AAAAAAAAAGAAAAAGAAAAAGAAAAAGAAAAAACCCUUCUUCUCCUUUCUCUCUCUUAACACUGAAAUCUCUGCAUUUUCUUAGCUAAUUUCCCCUUGAAUCGCAUCGAUCUCUCCAAGGAAAAAGUUUACCUCGCUUUCCCUCACUUUCUCUCACUUUCUCUCACUUUCUCUCUCUCCCAAUCACAAUGAUCUAUAUCUCUCUUUCUCCUCUUUGUUUUCACUUCCUUUUUCUGAUUUCAUAAAGAUCUAGGGUUUUCCCAUUCCUAAUGACCUUCAAAUCUGAGUUUGUCUUCCUUACAUUUCUCUAUUUUGCAAUCAUUUGUUGACAAUUGAUCAUUGGCAAUCCGUUGUGUUUAUGAAUCUGGAUUUAUUAAUUCUGAUUCAUUGGAGUUGACGAUUUUUGGUGGUGGGAGCUGUGUUGAAGUUCCAGGGUUUGGUGAUCUGUGUUCGAAGUGGUGGUGUCGGUUGGUUAUGUGAAUUGGUGAGGAUGGAGACCGCUGUUGGAGAUGUGGCCUGUUUUGACGCGGAGCUGUUGCAGCUUUCGGAGAUGUCUCCGAUUGCGCUCAAAUCGUACCCGGACUUCGCUCAGAAGCUCUUUGAGCAGUGGCUUUCGCUUCCUGAUGCUAACAAGCUGGUGACAUCAUUGCUUAAUGAUGCAAAGGCUGGUAAUCCCUUGAAUGUCCCUGGGAAUUCUUCUAGUCCAAGUUCUACUACAAGCAACUCGUUACCUUCCAUGUUUCCUGCUGGAAGUGCACCUCCCCUUUCACCAAGAAGUACAUCUGGUUCUCCUCGAAUAACAAAACAAAGGCUUGGUCCAUCAAACUUGGGUUCUCCUUUGAAAGUUGUUAGUGAGCCUGUAAAAGAGGUCAUACCUCAGUUUUACUUCAAAAAUGGUCGUCCUCCACCACAUGAACUAAAAGAGAAAUUGAUAGUUCGAAUCAGUCAAUUUUUUGUUGGCCAUCCAGAUGGGCUUCAGAUGCAUGAAUUUAAACUGCUCACUAGGGAAAUCUGCAAGUUGCCUGGUUUCUUCUCCACAUCCCUUUUCAGAAAGAUUGAUGUUAAUGGCACUGGUCUUGUUACAAGAGGUGCAUUUGUUGAUUAUUGGGUCAAUGGCAACAUGUUGACCAUGGAUAUAGCAACUCAAAUAUAUACAAUAUUAAAGAAACCAGAUCUCAAAUACCUCACUCAGGAUGAUUUCAAACCUGUGCUUCGAGAAUUAUUGGCUACUCAUCCAGGUUUGGAGUUCUUACAGAGUACACCUGAAUUUCAGGAAAGAUAUGCUGAAACUGUAAUAUACAGGAUAUAUUACUACAUAAAUAGAUCUGGGAAUGGUCAUCUCACCCUUAGGGAGUUGAAACGUGGAAACUUAAUUGAUGCCAUGCAACAUGCUGAUGAGGAAGAGGACAUUAACAAAGUUCUGAGAUAUUUUUCCUAUGAACAUUUUUAUGUCAUAUACUGCAAGUUUUGGGAGCUGGAUACAGAUCAUGAUUUCUUGAUUGACAAGGAGAACCUUAUCAGAUAUGGUAACCAUGCACUUACCUACAGGAUUGUUGACAGGAUAUUUUCUCAGGUACCAAGAAAAUUCACCAGUAAGGUAGAAGGGAAGAUGGGUUAUGAAGAUUUUGUCUACUUCAUUCUAGCAGAGGAAGAUAAGCCAUCUGAGCCUAGUCUUGAGUAUUGGUUCAGAUGUAUAGAUAUGGAUGGAAAUGGAAUCAUAACUCGCAAUGAAAUGCAAUUCUUUUAUGAGGAACAGUUGCAUCGAAUGGAAUGCAUGGCUCAAGAACCUGUGCUCUUUGAGGAUAUCUUGUGUCAGAUAAUUGACAUGAUUAAACCAGAGAAUGAGAGCUAUGUUACAUUGCGUGAUCUGAAAGGUUCUAAACUUUCAGGAAGUGUUUUCAAUAUCCUUUUCAAUCUUAAUAAAUUCAUGGCCUUUGAAACUCGUGAUCCGUUCCUCAUUCGUCAGGAACGUGAGAAUCCUACUUUGACAGAAUGGGAUCGUUUUGCACAUAGAGAAUAUAUUCGGCUUUCAAUGGAAGAAGAUGUUGAGGAUGCCUCCAAUGGAAGUGCAGAAGUUUGGGAUGAAUCACUUGAGGCUCCCUUUUAAGUUACACUGGGUGGGCUACUUCACUUUAUCUGUUUCUUUUUCGUAGAGAGGAGAUCAAGUACUAGCUCUUGUUUGUUCUUAUUCAUGAAAGCUGCAUUCUCCCUCUCUCUCUCUCUCUCUCUUAUGAAAAGAACAUUGCAUUGUUAGUACAGGUGCAUGCAACGUCAU